GGCAGAUAGCCGUAACCAAAGGCUAUCCUAAGGUAAAUAAAUCACUUCACUUUUAUCGGCGGGUUUUUGCAGCCCAAGACUUUGUCUCUCCUUACAUUCGCAUCAGUGCGUCCUCCGUCACCGCGGCGGAUAUGCUCAUCGUCUGGAAGGAAACGCGGUUAAGAUAAGAAACCAAAAUGAGAUUUAUCUUCUUAACAAUCUACGUCUUCGCGACCGGCGCUGUCAUCGUACGAGGGGCGGAUCACGUUGUCAAGACCACUCUGGGAGAUGUGCGCGGAACUCCGAUUAGGAUCGACAACACCGAGAUUGUGGGCUUCCUUGGCUUGCCGUACGCUCGGCCCCCGACGGGAGAGCUUCGCUUUCGGAAACCAGUUGAACCCGCGCCAUGGAAGGACACGCUGAACGCCACCUCGGUACCGCCGUCUUGCAUGCAGCCCGAGAACGUGUUUCUCAGCGCUGGCUUCCAGGACGAGAGCCACCACAGCGAGGACUGCCUCUACCUGAACAUAUGGGCUCCAACGUUCAGCGAAGCUUCACUGUUCGCCGUCUUCAAAAGGCCGGUCCUGGUUUGGAUUCACGGUGGGGCCUUCAUCAUGGGAUCUGCGAGUCACAGCUACAACAACGGUUCCGUGAUCGCGGCCCACGGGGACGUGGUGGUCGUCGCGAUGAACUACCGGCUCGGCGCUUUCGGCUUCUUCACGGCGGACACGGAGGACGCUCCAGGCAACCUGGCAUUCCAUGACCAGCUAAUGGCCCUCAAAUGGGUUCACGCCAACAUCCAGAACUUUGGUGGUGACCCCCAAAGGGUGACCCUCAUGGGAUCUAGUGCGGGCGCUAUUUCAGCAAACUUUCACCUUCUCUCACCGCUCAGUCGAGGCCUGUUCCAACGUGCGGUUCUUCAGAGUGGGUCUCUGUUUUCGGCGAGAUACCUGACAAACGCCCAAGACGCGGUGCGAACGUCCAACGAGUUCGCGGAAGCGAUAGGUUGUACGAACGAUAUCGACAAGGAUCUCGUAUCCAAACCGAGCUUGGUCCUGCAAUGUCUUCGGUCGAAGACUCAGGAUGAAAUCCUUCGGGCCCACGUGGAAUUUUCUACAGGUACAAUAAUCAGCAUGAGGCCGAUCUAUGGAGACGACUUCAUGCCAAAAUCUCAUUUGCAUCUUAUUGAACGUGGCCAGUUCCAAAACGGCGAAGUCCUCAUGGGAACCAACCUCGACGAAGGCUCUCUGUUCCUUUUCCUGGGGUUUCCGCACCUGUAUCCGCUCAAGAGUACGAGGAACGUGUCCAGGGAGGACACCGAGAGCGUGGCCCGCAUUCUCUUUCACGCUUUUCACUCUCCAGUGCCGACGGACGUGUUCGAUGUAUACUUCGAUGUCGGUAGCACGGACGGCGAGAAAAUGCGGCAAGACCUGAUCGACCUGGUAGGAGAUCUGCUUUUCGUGUGUCCUACGGUUCACUUUGCCGACCGGUACGGGAGCGAGGGCAACAAGGUCUACUACUAUUUGUUUGAGCAUCGUACCACGGACAGCAUUUGGGGACACUGGAUGGGCGUGCCCCACAGCGACGAAGUGCAGUACAUGUUAGGGAUGCCCGUGAGGCUUCCCAAACAUUACACGCGGGAGGAAGUGAAGUUUUCGAGGGACCUCAUGGACAUGUGGAUUGCCUUUGCUAAAACUGGGAAUCCAAGCUCCAAGGGACUGCAGUGGCCUCCAUUCCGGGGAAGCAACGGCACUUACCUAUCCCUGAAACCGGGGCAAUACGGGCUCGGUUCUGAGCUCCGGUUAGCGCAGUGCCGGUAUUGGAAGAAGCAUCUCAAGUAUCCGCAGAAGGACAACGCGGGCCAUCUGGCCUUGCAGAACUUUCCGGGCAAAGUGCUCUGGUACUUUGGAAACGUGCUCUCGAGCUUGAGUAAGUUCUGGACAAAAGUGAAAUCGUAUAGCAGAAAGAUUAUUUAAAUAGGCUGAUAGCGGAACACUACCCCGCCACAAUAAAUGAAUUAUAUUGUCACUCA
This is a messenger RNA of Ixodes scapularis (black-legged tick), 2011 nucleotides long. RefSeq names its product acetylcholinesterase. Gene Ontology annotation, biological process: acetylcholine catabolic process; choline metabolic process. Gene Ontology annotation, molecular function: acetylcholinesterase activity. The transcript is spliced from 3 exons. Bases 177 to 1955 code for a protein of 592 amino acids. NCBI's taxonomy places the organism in Eukaryota, Metazoa, Arthropoda, Arachnida, Ixodida, Ixodidae. Gene Ontology annotation, cellular component: plasma membrane. The record is from RefSeq and is a predicted model, not a curated record.